Mycotypha africana is the source of this 867-nucleotide messenger RNA. RefSeq lists its product as uncharacterized. Gene Ontology annotation, molecular function: tRNA dihydrouridine synthase activity; flavin adenine dinucleotide binding. The record is from RefSeq and is a predicted model, not a curated record. Gene Ontology annotation, biological process: tRNA processing. Lineage: Eukaryota; Fungi; Mucoromycota; Mucoromycetes; Mucorales; Mycotyphaceae. The transcript is spliced from 3 exons. Bases 1 to 867 code for a protein of 288 amino acids.
AUGGUACGAUACAGUAAAUUAGCCUUUAGAGAACUUGUUAGAAAAUAUAAUACUGAUAUUGCAUAUACUCCAAUGAUAUUAGCCGAUGUAUUUAAAAAUUCAGAGUUUGCUCGAUCGUCAGAUUUUACUACAAAUGAGCUUGACGAUCCUGUAGUGGUCCAGUUUGCCGCAAAUAAAGGAAGCGAUCUCGCAGAUGCAGCAGAGCUUGUAGCACCCUAUGCGGGUGGUAUCGACUUGAAUUGUGGCUGCCCUCAAAAAUGGACGUAUCAGGAAAAGAUUGGAGCUUAUUUAAUGCAAGAUCCUGAAAACGUUAGAGACAUGAUUCGUACAGUCAAAGGAAGAGUUAAUAUACCCUGUAGUAUAAAAAUAAGAGUACAUAACGAUUUAAAAACAACGUACGAAUUUGUCAAAAGAGCAGAAUCUGUUGGAGUCGAUUUCUUAGCAGUCCAUGGACGUACAAGACAUCAAAAAUCAACUGAGCCUGUCAAUUUCGAAGGGAUUAAGCUAGUUAAAGAAUCAAUCAAUCUACCAGUAAUAGCCAAUGGUAGUAUAUUUUCCGUUAAGGAUGCUGAUGAGAUGUAUGAAAAAACAGGUGUAGACGGCGUCAUGUCAGCAAGGGGUCUGUUAAAAAAUCCUGCUUUAUUUGCCGGAUACGAAACUACACCUUGGGAAUGUAUAGAAGAUUAUGUCAAAUUAGCACUUGGAUAUGGUACAAACUCGUUUAUUUUUCACCACCAUUUGAUGUUCAUGUUUGAGGAUAUUAUGAGCAAUGCAGAAAAGAAAACAUUCAACACGCUUUCAAGCAUACCAGCGAUAUUGGACCAUUUAGAGGAAUAUUGGGGAUUGGACGCAACGAAGCUUUGUUAA